Molecule: messenger RNA, 1733 nt
Organism: Myotis brandtii (Brandt's bat)
Lineage: Eukaryota; Metazoa; Chordata; Mammalia; Chiroptera; Vespertilionidae
Gene: RFK
Product: riboflavin kinase
Exons: 7
Coding region: 1-642 (213 amino acids)
Biological process (GO): riboflavin biosynthetic process; FMN biosynthetic process
Cellular component (GO): mitochondrion
Molecular function (GO): riboflavin kinase activity
Source: RefSeq, a predicted model, not a curated record
AUGACGUCUCCGCGGCUCCUCGCCUCUCUGGGGCUCUGGGACUUCGCGUCCCCCAGUGCCGAAGGUGGGGGUAAAAACUUUCAAAACUUUUAUGAGACUGGAACGGAACAGUUCUUAGAAGAAAAGUUCAGAGAGAAGGUGUGGGGUCAGGAGCAGGAAGAGAAAGGCCACCCAGGAACUGCAAAGUCCAGAAAAGAGGUUUGGGAGAAGAGAUAUCGCAAGGCUGGGAGGCCAUACCAGCUGGGCAUCCCCACCGCCAACUUUCCUGAACAAGUGGUCGAUAAUCUUCCCGCUGAUGUGUCCACUGGCAUUUAUUACGGAUGGGCCAGUGUGGGAACUGGAGAAGUCCAUAAGAUGGUGGUGAGCAUAGGAUGGAACCCAUACUACAAGAACACGAAGAAGUCCAUGGAAACUCAUAUCAUGCAUACCUUCAAAGAGGACUUCUAUGGGGAAAUCCUCAAUGUGGCCAUUGCUGGCUACCUCAGACCAGAAAAGAACUUUGAUUCUUUAGAGUCACUUAUUUCAGCAAUUCAAGGUGAUAUUGAGGAAGCUAAGAAACGACUAGAUUUACCAGAGCAUUUGAAACUCAAAGAAGACAAUUUCUUCCAGGUUCCGAAAAGCAAAAUAAUGAAUGGCCACUGAUGAAAAAUCAUCUUACUUAUUCAUUCAUUGUUCUCUAAAAUCCGACAGCUGUGACUUAGUUUAAGCAGUACAAUGUAAUUAUUAUUAUGCUUCAUGUUCAAUUAAACCCAUCAUGCUACAGUACUAACAAUAUUCAUUUUAAAAAUCCAGAUUUUGUCUAUGUAAUAUGUUGACUAAAAUUUACCACUAGAAAUAGCAAGUGUUUUAUAAGGGAAAUGAAAUGUAUAAAGCUAUGGGUAAAAAGACAAGUCACUAGUUUGAAAUGAAAACUAACUAUAGUAAAAGACUAGCGUGUAUGUACUUGUAUAGCAUGUGCUGCUAAACAGAAGGCUUUUAAAAGUAAAUGUAUUAAAACAGGUUUGAUAUCUUAUAAGCCUAAGAGGGAAAACUCACACAUUGUAUUUUUUAUAUUUUGUGCAUUAAAAUAUUACUACAAACAUAAAUACUCAUGAAAUUUUAAUUAGUCAUGACUAAUUUUCUUUAUGGAAAAUUAGAGGUCAAAUCAUUAUAUCAUGUUUUUUUUUUUUUUACAUCUGCCGCAGCUAUGAUUGGUCUGGACUCUCUGCCUAUCAGUUAUUUUGGUCUGUCUUUUAAAACAUUAAAAUGAGUGUAUUUUGAAUUUGUAGGUUUCAUUUUUGUAUUGUAUAGCACUGUUCUCUAAGAGUAGAUAUUCAACAUUUUUUCUUGACUUUGAUUAUUUUUUUCCUUUAAACAAUCGCAUGUCAAGUUUUUUCCAUUUAGAAUAUCCUCUGACUUGCAAAGGAUUGCAUCUAUCGCCACCAUUCCAGCGUUCACUAUAUGAAAACCCCCAAAAGCUUCAUCUUUAGAUUUACUCAAAGUCUAAGUGAACAUGUAGCACUUCGUUUAUAUAUGCCAGUUUCUUAAAGAACACAAAACACUUUUUUCCUCCUAGGGAAACUGUUUAUGAGCCAAUUAAGCUAUGAAAUAGAAAAUUAUUUAUAUUUAAUGUGAUGGUAUGUUCACAUAAUACAGCAAACUGUUGUAAUUGUGUAUGCACUUGUGAUUUAAUGAUAGAGUGCUUGUAGCUUGGGGGUAAACUAUAAAUAAUAAAGUCUUAGUUUCAUAAUGUU